Messenger RNA from Lodderomyces orthopsilosis Co 90-125, 945 nucleotides. RefSeq names its product 6-phosphofructo-2-kinase. Gene Ontology annotation, molecular function: ATP binding; 6-phosphofructo-2-kinase activity. Gene Ontology annotation, cellular component: cytosol. The record is from RefSeq and is a predicted model, not a curated record. Bases 1 to 945 code for a protein of 314 amino acids. Gene Ontology annotation, biological process: fructose 2,6-bisphosphate metabolic process; fructose metabolic process. The transcript has a single exon. NCBI's taxonomy places the organism in Eukaryota, Fungi, Ascomycota, Pichiomycetes, Serinales, Debaryomycetaceae.
AUGAGUUCCUCAAACACACAAUUGUUCAACAAUUCAGACAACUACUAUGGUGAGUAUACAGCCACUAUGUCACCAAACGCAUACAACGAAAACAACGAAUGUGAAUAUACCGACAGUCCCCAUGACGAGCUAAUAUCAACCUUGUCAUCAACUUCAAUAAACUCGUUAUUUGAUCCAGACUCUCAGUUCCACUCAACAUCGACACAUCCUGGAACGUCAACAAUUACACCAGCCCUAACGAGAAACAACCUGUUGAAAACCAGACAGAAGCAAACAACAACCCAAGAGUUCAUUAAUACAAUCGAGCAAAAACUACAAAGGCUAAAUUCUGAACACACCAUUAACCACCUCCACAAUUCCAAGUCAACAAUAGAGAGGGCCAAAGUGGUGGUGCUACUAGUUGGCCUCCCUGCAAGUGGAAAAUCCACAUUGUGUCAUCAAAUAAAGGAUUAUAUCCAUUCAACAACUGGAUAUAAAUGUGGUGUCUACAAUGCUGGAGAUGUCCGCAGGAAGAGGUCAAUAACUUUUAAUGACGCCAACUACUUUGACCCCAAUAAUGUUUGUGCCCAGCGUGAUCGUGAUCUCUAUGCUACAAUCACGUUAAAUCAUUUAUUAUCGGAUCUCGAUCAUGUUGAUAUUGGUUUCCUCGAUGCAACCAAUACAACAGUUGAAAGAAGACAAAAAAUGUUGAAGCACAUCAACUCCAAGGAUUUGGCUGCAGUCAUUCUUGAGGUUGAGAGCAUUUUCGCUGACUUCAACAUCGUCAGCGGAAAGCUCAACAAUGCCGACUACAUCCACCAAGAUAACAAGUUGGCGGCGUUCCAAGAUUUCAAGAAUAGGCUCAGCCAUUAUAAGAGUGUGUAUGAGCCGGUCACUUGGGAGGAGCUAGAUGAAAGUCAAGUUACUGCAUAUAUAAAAUGUGUUAAUGGCGGUGAAACUUUUUAG